This is a messenger RNA of Saccharomyces mikatae IFO 1815, 1053 nucleotides long. It is a transcript of the gene GOR1, whose product is annotated as glyoxylate reductase. The record is from RefSeq and is a predicted model, not a curated record. Bases 1 to 1053 code for a protein of 350 amino acids. Gene Ontology annotation, molecular function: hydroxypyruvate reductase [NAD(P)H] activity; NAD binding; glyoxylate reductase (NADPH) activity. Gene Ontology annotation, cellular component: cytosol. The transcript has a single exon. NCBI's taxonomy places the organism in Eukaryota, Fungi, Ascomycota, Saccharomycetes, Saccharomycetales, Saccharomycetaceae.
AUGAGUAAGAAACCUAUUAUUUUGAAGUUAGGAAAAGAUUCCUUCGGCGAUGAAGCUUGGGAGGAACUGGGAAAAAUUGCGGACGUGAUCACAAUCCCUGAAACUACCACUAGGGAGCAAUUCUUGCAGGAGAUCAAAGAUCCUGAAAAUAAGCUUUCUCGAGUACAAGUAAUCACCAGAACUGCAAGAAGUGUUAAAAACACCGGCAGGUUUGAUGAAGAGCUCGCUCUUUCUUUGCCUUCUUCUGUAGUUGCUGUAUGCCACACAGGUGCCGGCUACGAUCAAAUUGACGUAGAACCAUUCAAAAAGAGACAUAUUCAGGUGUCCAAUGUCCCUGACUUGGUAAGCAAUGCAACUGCGGAUACCCAUGUAUUUUUAUUGUUAGGUGCCUUAAGGAAUUUUAGCAUUGGAAAUAGGAGAUUGAUUGAAGGAAAGUGGCCGGAAGCCGGACCUGCAUGUGCCUCUCCAUUUGGAUACGACCCUGAAGGAAAAACCGUGGGAAUAUUGGGUUUAGGUAGGAUUGGCCGUUGUAUUUUAAAAAGAUUGAAACCGUUUGGGUUCGAAAAUUUCAUAUACCACAAUAGACACCGGUUACCUUCCGAGGAAGAACAUGGUUGUGAGUAUGUGGGUUUCGAAGAGUUUUUAAAAAGAUCCGAUAUAGUUUCUGUAAAUAUCCCGCUUAAUCACAACACGCAUCACCUAAUCAAUGCAGAGACUAUCCAAAAAAUGAAAGAUGGUGUUGUUAUUGUCAAUACAGCACGUGGAGGUGUUAUAGAUGAACGAGCCAUGACUGACGCCUUACAAUCGGGAAAGAUUAGAAGUGCUGGCUUGGAUGUUUUCGAAUUUGAACCAAGAAUAUCGAAGGAAUUACUCGCUAUGCCUCAAGUUCUAGGUUUACCUCAUAUGGGCACUCAUAGUGUGGAGACAAGAAAGAAAAUGGAAGAACUUGUCGUUACUAACGCAAGGAAUGUGCUGUUAACUGGGAAAGUUCUGACUAUCGUCCCUGAAUUGCAAAACGAAACCUGGAUCAAUGACGUUAACCCUCUGAUUUGA